AUGUCCUUGAGGCAUUUGUUGCAUUGCGUGUUCUUUGACAGCCUGUCAGAAAUUAAUAUCAUUGCAUGCCCCUGUUUUCCUGCCCCUCUCCAGCUCCUUUGUCAUGGGCUGUUCCCAUGUGCUCCUGUUGCUCCCUCACUCACAGUGGACUUAUGUGUUCUAGAGUUUGUCCACCUUCUUUUCAUUCAUCAGUCCCCCAACCAUACUGCAUGGUGCAAUGCAGUGGAGAUGUUUCUAGAUGGAAUGGGAUACAAGUUGACAUUGAUGCAUAGCCUGUGCCAUCGCUUCUCCAAUGCAUUUUACUGGUACCGGUUGAAACAACCUACUGAAUACCUUCGUUCACACUGCCCACUUUGCUUUGGGACAAAUGAUUGGCAAAAGGUGAAAGAUUCUUCUAUGGUGCUGCAUACUCAGUUGAUCACACUCAGGCCAGAUAUUAUCAUUUGCAUAGAUGCAUGCUUUACUCAAAAGCACUCCACCAACCCUUGUGGUGCUGAUGGUCAUGACCCUCCCAACCUGACACCAUCCUUUUUUCUACCAAAGGAUGACAUGCAAGCAAUGGAUGAGUUUGUGCAGUGCUGUCAAGGAGAAAGACGUUGGGAGAGGGUCUCAAGGAUGGAGCCAGAAGAGGAUCGCUAUGAAAUGGGGACGAGUGUGCCAGUAUCAGUCCUGGAUGGAUGCAGAGAAUCUUUCAUGGCUGCAGACGAGAAACAGGAGAAGGCAAGCACUUGUUUUUUUACUGAUACAGGCCUUAUGGCACUGCUUUGUAGACAUGAUCGUGUUCUCUGGAUUGUGAACCUCACAUUGGCAGGGGAGAAACAACAUUACUCACUCGCUCUAUUGGACCAUCUGUUCAAGCAUCUACCCCCUCAAAUGACCGUCGGGCUUCUGUAUGACAUCAGAUGCCAACUUGAAUGGAGCUGUCGCAAAUGGAGUCUUCUGGAUGAAUCUAUUUUAUCACGAAUCACCUUUGCAGUUGCCGUAUUCCACACUUACAGUCACCAGUGGCCUUGUCAAGUUAUCUACCAUCCCAGGAAAUGCGAAGGUUUUGGACUGUCUGACAGCGAGGGAUUGCUGCAAGGAUUUGGCCAUUGGCUUCAUCGGUGUUGGAUUCACUGCCAGACCAAGAAGAAUGCAGCUCUGGACAAUUUACAAGACUUGGACCUCGACAAGGAUAUACUUCGUGCAGAGUGGAAGGCUCAGAUUGCGCACCAGACAAGACCCACUCCACAUGAGAGGAUACCUACCUGUCAAUCCAGGAACAAGGCAGCUGAGGUCAUUACCACUCUUCUUGCAUUGGAGAAGACUUUAGAUGCACACAAUGCUUCUGUCUGUGAACUGGAGGCGCAGUUACAUGGUGGUCAUGUUGACGACAUGGUCGAGCUCAAUCUGCAGCUGAUUGAUGCUCAUUUAUCUGCACUUGGAGCUGUGAAAACUCACAUUCAGGACUGUCUUUGUCAAUGGAAGUUCGAAUUGGAGAGACUCAAGAGGUCAUACAGAGCAUCUAUCAAUGCCAAAAAACUUCACAUGAAUACACAACACUCCAUCAAACGUCGCAAACCUGGCAUUCUCAAGUUAGUCUCGACUUACAAUGGCUUAGCGCCACCUUUUGCUAUCCCCCCUCACUCCAUUCCAUGUGAUGGCAUCUUCCAACUUGACAUCGAUGACAAUAUCUGGCAAGACAUUGGACUUGACGAUGCCACUGUCAACCCUCCAGCGUGGUUAUCAGAUGAGGCCAUCAGAAACAGUAUCCAGUUGCAACUUGAAGUAGAUUGUUGCUUUGAGGAGGAGGCUCGACUGAUGCGCAAGUGGUCUGUUAUGCAGGAGUGGAUGUUGAUGGAGUGGGAGGUGGAGGAUGUUGUGUUGACUUUCCACCUCACAUCACGCACAGAUGAGCUUGCUAACAUCUGUGUUGUUUGGAGAAGAAAAGUUCAGUGUAUUCCAUGUGCCUGGUCAGUUGUGGAUAGCUGGGGACCUUCAGAUGAAGUCUUGCUUCGGGCCACACAUGAACAGGCGCAGCCAUCUUUUCGGGACAAGGAUGACCAGAGUGUAGGGCCUGUGGAAGAGGAUAAUGAGGGUGAUUCGGAUUGUGGUGAGAUUGGAGAUGAUGAACUGAUGGAUGCAAUUGAAGACAUUGCAUUGGUGGAUGAGUAUAGGUAUGAUAUAGACCCUGAUGAUGACCCAGAUGACAUUGAAGAUGAUUUUAUGCCAUCAUCCCCUGCAAGAUGUCCUAUGAGAUAG
Suillus subaureus is the source of this 2241-nucleotide messenger RNA. RefSeq lists its product as uncharacterized. Lineage: Eukaryota; Fungi; Basidiomycota; Agaricomycetes; Boletales; Suillaceae. The record is from RefSeq and is a predicted model, not a curated record. The transcript is spliced from 12 exons. Bases 1 to 2241 code for a protein of 746 amino acids.